This is a messenger RNA of Dicrocoelium dendriticum, 2240 nucleotides long. The record is from the annotation of a GenBank genome assembly. NCBI's taxonomy places the organism in Eukaryota, Metazoa, Platyhelminthes, Trematoda, Plagiorchiida, Dicrocoeliidae.
GGGCAUGACGGUUACAAGUGGACGUGUUACAUUGACGAAAGAUGCUCAAAAUCUGGUCGGCAUCAGUAUCGGUGGUGGCGCCCCUUUUUGUCCCUGUUUGUAUGUGGUUCAAGUGUUCGACUCUACUCCUGCUGCGGAAGAUGGAACUCUCCAGGCUGGCGAUGAAAUAACCGGAGUGAAUGGAAUUUCAGUCAAAGGAAAGUCCAAAGUUGAAGCAGCCCGUCUCAUUCAAAGUUUUAAGGAUCAAGUUGUAAUCAAUUACAACAAGCUUCAUGCUGACCCGAAACAAGGAAAGUCUCUGGAUAUAGUUCUGAAAAAGGCGAAGCACCGUGUAGUUGAAUCAAUAGAAGCGAGCACUGCGGACGCGCUAGGUCUGAGUCGGGCGAUCCUCGUAAACGACGGUCUAGUGAAAAAAUUUCAAGAACUCAACGAAACUGCGAACAUGUUUUCGGGGAUAGUUGCUCAUGUAAAAAACCUUAUCCGUGCAUCUUAUGAGUUAUCGCGGAUCUACGGUGCACUCGGAGAUGUUUUCUCAGAAAUUGGUGUCAAGGAGCCAAUGCUACGUACCAGUGAAGCGUUCUCCCACUUUGGUGCAACCCAUCUUAGUAUGCAGCGCUUUUCCAUUGAAAUGUUGAAAAAACUGAAACCGGUUAUUGCAGACUUGAACACUUUUCUACGCAAGGCGGUUCCGGACACCCGACUAACCAUCAAGAAGUACUUGGAUGUGAAGUUUGAAUACUUGUCAUAUUGCCUAAAGGUGAAGGAGAUGGAUGACGAAGAGUAUGGUUUUGCAAUGGUACAAGAGCCAUUGUACCGCGUGGAAACGGGCAAUUAUGAGUACCGACUCAUACUAAGGUGUCGCCAAGACGCCCGUGCUCGGUUCGCCAAGAUGCGCAAUGACGUACUGGUCAAAUUGGAAUUGCUUGAUAACAAGCACGUUCAAGACACUGUGCUUCAACUGAAGCGGUUCAUCGAUGCAACAGCCACCUAUCAUGAUGAGUGUUAUCAAGUAAUGAAACAGGCCAAGAUAUUCCCGCUAGAAGUGGACCUAGACCGAAACGCAUUUACUUAUGACACGGGGAUCAUCAAUACCGGAGAGGACGAUGCGGAACUGGGCGAAGACGUUGUUAGUCGUGAGCCAUCGUCUAACGAUGUGGGACACACUGAGCUUGCGUGUGAUAUCGAAUUGAUUGAUUUAACUCAUACAAACUCAGCGGAUGAGCAAACGCUAUUUCGGGAUGACGAAGGUGAUGUUCCACCCCUUGUUACGAGCGACGUUUUUCGGAACUUUGCUUUAAACUCCGAGAACAAUAGUGACCAAAAUCCGAACAACCUAUCUUACUCCCACUUAUUACCUUCCAAGUAACAGCAGUUCAAUCUUGUUAUCGCUAUUUUUACAUUUGCGACCGCUCCUUUGACUUCUCCCCUAUCUAACUUCAGUUUGAAUAUUUUCGGUGUUCAUUUGGCCUGUGUCGCACAUCGGUCACAUCUCUCUGUCGUUGAUCGCACAGACUGUCCCAUUCCAUCUCCUCCCCACUCUUCGGAGCACUUCCCCAUGACAUGAAUCGGAGCACACCGACACGACAAACCGUUUGCAAAAAAAUUUGAUCUUGUUUUUUUCAAUCUUUCAUAUGCUUUGCAUUUGUCGAUCACCAGCGGAUGAUCCUACACACAUUACUCCAUUUAUAUGUGACUUAACGCUGGCACUCGUUUGAUGUUAUUUCGCCCUUCAGCUGUGAUCUUGGGGAAAUAUUCCCAUUCAUUGUUUAUUUUGUCCUCCCUCUUGUUGCACGCUACUCUUCUCACACCAUCCCUGUGUGAGAAACUGGGUGAUCGUAUUUUAUUCUAGUAAUUACACUAACCUCGCUUAGCGUUGAAGGGCAACUGUAAGACCGCACAGGAAAGCGCACGAGUUACAUCAAUGGAUGCGACUGUGAAGGUAUCCAUUCGAAUCGGGAUGUCGAUGUCAAACGCAGAAAGGUAAAAUCUUUGCCAACUUUUUAUAUCGACUUAGCAGUAACAUAGUUGUUUUGUUGCGAACGGGCAGUUAUGGCAACCAAUGAGUCUAUGGCGCCUAGAGAGACGCACUUGGGUGCAAUGCUGCUUGCAAUCCGGGAACACUUGCAAUUUCUGCAGUACAUAUGGUUUGAAGACAAACUUCCAUUAUCCACAGACGUGACUCGUAUAAAGUGCUUCAAUCAAUUUGUUCUUUCAGAUACACGAGCAAGUUUCUCAUGAAG